Saimiri boliviensis boliviensis (Bolivian squirrel monkey) is the source of this 1080-nucleotide messenger RNA. NCBI's taxonomy places the organism in Eukaryota, Metazoa, Chordata, Mammalia, Primates, Cebidae. The record is from RefSeq and is a predicted model, not a curated record.
GCUGGCGUCAAGACUAUGCUAAUGACCUCCAGGUCCCAAGUCUCUUGUUGCCUGGUGACAGAGUUUCACAGUUGAGGCGGAGAAGCUGGGACUAGCAGGUUUUUCAUGAUUUUUCCUCACGCUGAUCACUAUCCAAUCAGAACAACACACUUCCAUCAUCCACUUGCUAAAAGAACAUGGCUAAGGGUGGGAAAGGCCCCAAGGGCAAGAAGAUUACCCUCAAUGUGGCCAAGAAUUGCAUCAAAAUCACUUUUGAUGGGAGAAAGCGCCUUGACUUGAGCAAGAUGGGAAUUACCACCUUCCCCAAGUGCAUCCUGCGCCUCAAUGACGUGGACGAGCUGGACCUUAGCCGGAAUCUGAUCAGGAAGAUCCCUGACUCCAUUUCCAAGUUUCAGAACCUCCGGUGGCUGGACCUGCACAGCAACUACAUCGACAAGCUGCCUGAGUCCAUCGGCCAGAUGACCAGCCUGCUCUACCUCAAUGUCAGCAACAACCGGCUGACCAGCAACGGGCUGCCUGUGGAGCUGAACCAACUCAAGAACAUCCGCACUGUGAACCUAGGCUUGAACCACCUGGACAGCGUGCCCACCACGCUGGGGGCCCUGAAGGAGCUCCAUGAGGUAGGGCUCCAUGACAACCUGCUGAACACCAUCCCCGUGAGCAUCUCCAAGCUCCCCAAGCUGAAAAAGCUCAACACGAAGCGGAACCCCUUUCCAAAGCCAGACGAGUCGGAAACAUUCAUAGACUCCAUUAGGAGGCUGGAGAACUUGUAUCUGGUGGAGGAGAAGGAUCUGUGCGCGGCAUGCCUGAGAAAAUGCCAAAAUGCCCGGGACAAGCUGAAUAGAAUCAAGACUAUGGCCAUGACAACGCCGAGAAAGGCCAUCUUUUCCAACCUGAUCUUACCCAAUUCCAUGGCCAAGGAGUCCCAGGAAGACUGGAGGUGACUGGUACCCUGACCCUAAGGCAGGAGGGGAAGAGAGAUGGAGGGAAGGGGGCAGUGGGCUGCAUCCACAGGAAACCAAGGCUCCCCUGUGACUACAACGGCUCUUCCAGCCAAGCCCAUAAAGCUUCUUUUCCUAC